GGUAUCUGGAGACUCAUAAGCCUAGCCUGCAGCCGCUCCUGCGCACUGCGUGUCGUCUGUGCACACUUUAUCACUCCGUACCCAAGGCGAUCUGAGGCGACCAGAACUUAAAGUUUCAACUUGUUUGUGUUUUUGGAGUCGUCUACUCAGUAGAUCGCGUCUAUCAGAUGCCUCCCCACAGAAUCCCAUCUGUUGACGAGAGACGGCGAGCUCGUCGUGCCCAGAUACGCUCAGCAGCACGCAAGGGCGAGAGCGUCGCCUCCCUCUCCAAAAGAUUUGAGUACACACGGCGCACAGUCCAAAAGAUUGUUAAUAACAAUCCAUACAACGACAACCUACACGAGGACGCAGGUUUCCUCGACAUGGAUCUAUCUGAGGAACCUGAGCCGGCGCCACCUCCUCGCAAGGCGAGGCGUGAAGUACGCUUUUCACCUACUCCUAGCGUCCAAUCCAUAGGCGGUUCUUCGGACGAUGGUUCCAGCACUUCACCUCCAACUUCUCCCCGUGCAGGGCCAUCGAAUGCUCGCCGGGGCUCUGCUGAGGCCCCAGACCCUAUACUAGUAUUUAUCCGGCCUCUGAACCUUGGAAAAAAGCAUGCAGAUGCCCUGCGCGCGCAUGGGAUUCACACACGAGCACAUCUAUAUGAUCUCAGGGAGCUUGACUUAGGCACUCUGCAGGAUGUGCUGGGGAAGGUCUUAGUAGACUCAAGACAGUUCAGUUUACUCGAAUGGAUGAAACUCCGGUCGGCGAUUUCAAAGUGUAACGACGAGGAUUGACCAUGUAGCGUGUAUUUCUUGUAACGUGUGUUUCUUUCUUGGUAGGGUGUUCAAA
Molecule: messenger RNA, 831 nt
Organism: Stereum hirsutum FP-91666 SS1
Lineage: Eukaryota; Fungi; Basidiomycota; Agaricomycetes; Russulales; Stereaceae
Exons: 3
Coding region: 168-776 (202 amino acids)
Source: RefSeq, a predicted model, not a curated record